Metschnikowia bicuspidata var. bicuspidata NRRL YB-4993 is the source of this 630-nucleotide messenger RNA. RefSeq names its product putative lipase. Lineage: Eukaryota; Fungi; Ascomycota; Pichiomycetes; Serinales; Metschnikowiaceae. The transcript has a single exon. Bases 15 to 491 code for a protein of 158 amino acids. The record is from RefSeq and is a predicted model, not a curated record. Gene Ontology annotation, biological process: lipid metabolic process.
AAGUUCUAAGGCUUAUGGACAAAUACCCGAAUUACCGAUUGUCGGUGACGGGGCAUUCCUUAGGCGCUGCUCUUGCAAUAUUGGCUGGAAUAGAACUCAGACUCAUGGGGCUUGACGUUUUAGUUGUGACAUUAGCCACGCCCAGGAUCGGUGACAAAAACUUUGCCAGUUAUGUGGACGAUUUGUUCAAUACAAAAGAUGUGACGCAGGUGAUCGAUAAGGAAAAGUCAUUUGACAAUAUAGGUACCGCUUUAAUCAGAAUGAUCCACCUUCAUGAUGUUGUACCAUACCUUCCUCCCACAAGAUACUUCAGGCAUAGCGGGUAUGAAUACUUUUUGGCAGCUGAGGGUGUUUCUCAAACACCCCAAACGAUUAAGCGGCAGGGCACAACUUACCUCGAGGAUGAACCCCAGAAUUAUCUAGAGGUACUUCCCAAUUUUCGCAGGUUGGAUCACGCUAAUUACUUUUUACCGGUAUCCCAUUGCAUUUAGGUUUCAUCUCGAGAUGCUUGGACCAUUUCAUUGAUAGUUCGAAGUUUGCUUCUACUUUUUCCAAGCAACCUUCCCUGCCUCAAUUCGAAUAAGUCAAUAGUUUUCCAGCCAUUCCAGCUCACAUAAGGAGAAGGGAGAA